AUGGACAAGGACGUUUCUUCACGACUGGCUGAACUUGCUCUCCCGAGUGGUGCUAGAACCAAGUCAAAUGUGUACUACAAGAAUGCAAUUGCCGCCGUGCCUGAGCUUCUAUUACGCAAGCCUGACUUAAUGGCUGUUCAGGCACUGAUGGGAAUCAACCUAUUAUCUAUCGCAAUCAGCUCAUGUGCCCAAUUUGAAAUCCAUAGGUCUUGCUCAACACCACGAUCUACAUGCAGAGAACAAGAGCAACCAAUCUUGAUCUUAUCUCUUGGUUACAUGAUGGAAGAGCUAUACCGUCCAUGGCAAGGCCUGCCACCCAGCAAUGCCUCAGCUGAUUUCGGCGCGGACAGCCCCCAUCCAGACUGGGUGUACGAGUCGAUCGCUCAGAAUGCCGGUUUUUCUGACAUGGAUCUCUUUACUUGGUUUCGUCGCCUGAGCGUUAUCCGACAUAAGAUAUAUACGUCUCUCUACAGGACAAAGGACUCGCAGGCGCUCCCGCAUGGACAGUCUUCAAUCAUUCAGGCAUUGCAACUAGAGCUAACGAGUUUUCAACGGACCUUACCUGUUGACCCUGGCCAUGCUGUAGAAUUUAUCACCAAACUACCAGGCCAUCUCAAGUCUCCCUUUGUGUCACUCCUCUGCGCGUAUCACAAUACCGUUAUCUUAUUGCAUCAGACACAGAUCUUCUUCCGGGCCCCGAAGAUCCCAACUCCAUCCCGAGCUACAGAGCUCUCUCAGAAGGCAUGUGUAGAUGCUGCCCGCCAGACGGCAUUUCUAUUGAAUGCCCUUCCUCCUUGGUGGUGGCCACUCGUAACGCUCUACAUAUUUGCUGCAUUCAACAUCCUGUUCGCGAUUAAUGGAAGCAAUGAUCUCCCGCCUUUCUACAUGUGCAACCGGAAAUGGCCUCUCAGAAAGCCCGAGCUUAGCCGAAAUGAAAUUAACGGUUAUCAAGGUUAG
Messenger RNA from Aspergillus caelatus, 957 nucleotides. RefSeq names its product fungal specific transcription factor domain-containing protein. The transcript has 7 exons. The record is from RefSeq and is a predicted model, not a curated record. The coding region runs from base 1 to 957 and encodes 318 amino acids. Lineage: Eukaryota; Fungi; Ascomycota; Eurotiomycetes; Eurotiales; Aspergillaceae.